AUGGGGCCGAAAAAGGUACCAAAACCAGCAGAAGCGGAAAUCACACCAGAUGGUGAUUCUGAAGGGGGCGGAGCUGCAGGACGAGAGCCCGCCAAGGCAGAGAUACUUAUGGGUGCAGACGUAGAAACCCUAGUUUGCAUGUUGCAAAAAUGCCGUAAGUUCCAGUCUGACCUGAGCAAGCGUUGGAAUGAAGAAACGCAGAAGCAGGAGGAACGAUGGCAGGAGAUGGAGGUACAGGUCCACAGACUCAGAAAGGGCCUGACCGAAGUUGCGAGGCGUAGUCCUCAACACCCCCAUGUACAGCGACCGGAAGAAUCGGAGCCCCAAUCUCCCACGCUACGGGAGCAUUUGGGGAGAGGCUGGGUCCAGUCAGUGAUUCCAAGGCUGGAGGUCAGUGAUGACAUUGAGCCAUAUCUCACCACUUUUGAACGCCUAGCGACCGCAUAUCAAUGGCCAGUGGUCGAGUGGGCAGUGAGGCUUGUCCCAUAUCUGACUGGAAGGGCUCGGGCAGCCUAUGUGGCCAUGGAUUGCGAGGAAUCCUGCAUCUACAAGAAGACCUGCAGGCGGGAGAAACGCCAAGAGUUUUAUAAUCGCCUCAAAGACUUGUAUUUGAAGUGGAUGCAGCCGGAGAAGACUAAGGAGCAGCUUGGUGAAGCCCUAGUCUUGGAACAGUUCUACCGUUCACUAUCACCAGAGCUGAGGGUCUGGGUGAAGGAGCGCAAUCCCACCUCUGGGCGUGAAGCAGCAGAGUUGGUGGAGAACUUUCUAUCCGCCCGGGGUGGGCCAAAGAUCUUCAGGCUUGAACGAAUGUCCAGGAGCAGCGCAUCGGAGGGUCACAAAGAAUGGCAAAAGGAGGGCCUGGGGUAG
Messenger RNA from Knipowitschia caucasica, 867 nucleotides. NCBI's taxonomy places the organism in Eukaryota, Metazoa, Chordata, Actinopteri, Gobiiformes, Gobiidae. The record is from the annotation of a GenBank genome assembly.